GCUCGUUGGCGCAAUGUCAACCAAGACGAUCCUUUUGGUGGGUACGGUCGCAACGGAGACGUUCCGUGUGUCGCUCUAGAACGUUUCCCAGCUGUUGAGACUGCGAAUAGACUCGAGCGGCACUUUUCGCAGAUCCGUGAGAGGGGUAUGGAGACGGGAGCACGAUUACAACAGAAAUGGAUGAAAGGCAGGACGACGAUGGGAGUUGGGGAAUCGCCACCUCCUAGGUCGCUUUCGCCAGUUGCGGAGGUGAUUGAAAACAAGAGGCUUGCCGCUCUUGCCAGUCCUCAACGCAGUAAGACUUCAUCUAGUGAUAUAGCCGCUGGACGUGGUUCUGCUGGCCAACUAGAAAGACCAACCUCUAGCAAAGCAAAAACUAAAGAUCAUCAGCUGAAAACGCACCAGGCAGCUCCAAAAUUAACGUCUUCUGGAACUGCUAUUACUGCCGUUCAACCACGACCUAGAAGAUCGGCAAGUAAAACGCCACCAGCGACGUCUCAGUGCCCUUCGCGCAGAUCUCCAUCUAAAAUGAACAAGAAUGCUGGUUGUAGUUCUGAAAAUAUCGGCAAGAAGGCUCCUUCUAGAAAUGCACGAGUAGAGAAGAAGAAAGGAGAUGAAAGCAAUGCUCAUCUUCACCAGCAACAGCAACCUCGUACCCGUUUCCAACUUCCACUUCCCACAGGGGAUCCUCU
Molecule: messenger RNA, 692 nt
Organism: Amoebophrya sp. A25
Lineage: Eukaryota; Dinophyceae; Syndiniales; Amoebophryaceae
Source: the annotation of a GenBank genome assembly